Molecule: messenger RNA, 300 nt
Organism: Symbiodinium natans
Lineage: Eukaryota; Dinophyceae; Suessiales; Symbiodiniaceae
Source: the annotation of a GenBank genome assembly
AUGUCAGAUGAGGAUUUCACGGCAGCCACGCUCUUCAUGCUGACGUCAUUCGCGCUGAAGCUGGGGCGCUCCAGCCCUGGCAACGAUGAGGAGAUGCAGAGCCUCGCCUCGAGCGCGGCCGCGCAGUCAGAUGGGGAGGUGCCGUCGAGCCCCGUGGAAAGCACGCGGAUUCCAGUGGAGACAUGGCUCCGAACCAACGAGACCGAUGAAAGAAGCGGAGAUUCGGCAACUGCUGGCUCGGGCUCUGAUGCCUUCUCCGAAGGCAUUGGGCGGGCCAGUGCUGCGCGAGAUGCGGUCUAG